Patella vulgata (common limpet) is the source of this 2309-nucleotide messenger RNA. RefSeq names its product E3 ubiquitin-protein ligase TRIM33-like. The coding region runs from base 694 to 2235 and encodes 513 amino acids. The record is from RefSeq and is a predicted model, not a curated record. Gene Ontology annotation, molecular function: zinc ion binding; protein binding; ubiquitin-protein transferase activity. Gene Ontology annotation, biological process: positive regulation of DNA-templated transcription. Lineage: Eukaryota; Metazoa; Mollusca; Gastropoda; Patellidae. The transcript has a single exon. Gene Ontology annotation, cellular component: nucleoplasm; chromatin.
UCUAGUGGAUUUUAAGAUUCGAUGCACAAUAUUGAAAUGACAGUUACUAACAUGACAUUCAUGGUGUGUGAAGCAGGCUUAUUUUCCGCCUGCUUUCACUGAAGUGAUGUCACCUGAGAUGAGAGAUUAUAGAUACAAUUUUACAUGGUGAUUAACAUGAAUGCUCAUUCACCAUACUGUUUAAUAUAUAAGACAUGUUAUCUCCACCCUACGUAGAUAGACUGCUGUUAUAUAUAUAUAGCAAGUGAAAGUAGAUUAUUUUCGUUAAUGGUGGAGACACUUUGAAACAUCACUAGUACGUAUAUUGAACAUUUAUACAAAUUAGUGUAAAAGUAAGUGUCAUAGACAGCUGUGUGGAGGAAAUGAAGCCAUGCGUUAAACCAUCAAGCUAUCAACAAGGUGAUCGUUUGGUUAUGAUUUGUAUUUUAGUCGUGUAAAAUAAUAUAUUGUGAUCUGGCCUGAUCUAAAAGACUCAAAGUAAGAGACAGCAUACAGGUGUAUGGGAAAGAAAUGAAGUCUUGUUUUAUACAAUUAUAAAAAAACGUGAUCGUUCAUGUGGAAAGACCUAAAUAUCCUGUCUGUAACAAAUGUUUGUAUGGAAAGAUAAGGGGCUGAAUAUUUGAUAUUGUCAGAACAUUUUACGGGAUAAUAACUUGAUAAAUAUUCUGUCUUAAUUCAUUUUGAUAAAAUACAAUGGCUGAACAGACAUACAGGGAAGUAUGCAGUAUUUGUUUAAACGACUUUCAGGAACCUAAAAUUAUUGACUGUCAACAUUCUUUCUGUUACAACUGUCUAGAGGACUAUGUUCACAGAACGUCAACUAAUGGUCAGUUUCUUUGUCCACUGUGCCGUCAGAAUAUUAACCUCCCUGAAGGUGUUGUGAAGCAAAUGGCAAAUAACUCAAAUCUACAGAUUCAACAAUGUGACGUGUGUCCAAACAUUCAAGCAACAUGUCGAUGUCGUGAUUGUCAACAACAUUUAUGUGAUUCAUGUAAAUCAACGCAUGAUAAGUUUGUUGGUUGUAAAGGACACAGUGUGGUCACGAUAGAUGAAAUUUCAAAACAAUACUUGCAGGAAAAGUGCUCUGAGAUUCCAGAUGAUGAUAUAAAAGAAAAUAUAUCUGAGAAUUCAGGAAGCGCGCCCGUUCACCCUGCAGAUUUUUGUCCAAAACACUCGGAAAAUAAAAUAGAAAUUCACUGUAAAGAUUGUUUGGUGGCCGUUUGCUUUAAAUGCUUUGUUAAAGAUCACAACGGUCAUACAUUUCUGGAUCUACAAGAAGACGAUGUACGUGAAAAAAUUAAAGACGAACUAAAAACACUGAAAGUAGAAGUAGAAGAACAUAUCAACAAACUUCAAAAUCAUUCUAUAUCUUUACAAAGUAAAUUAUCUGAAGUGGAAGAAGUGGCAAAAGUAGCUUGUGCGAACGUUGAUACGCAUGUCAAAAACAUUUGCGAUAAAAUUCACGAAAUUGGAGAAAACAUAAAAUUAGAAAUUCAAAAAACCUGCAACGCAGAAAAUGAAAAAUUCACAAAGUUGAUGACAGACAUUAAAAGUCUGACGGAAUAUUUACAAUUUGGUGUCAAAUUUUCUACGAAUAUUUUAGAAAAUACUUCAAUUGUUCGAGUUUUGGAGAGACUGCCAAAAGUGCGCCAGGAAGCAGACAAAUGUCGAUCCAGAAAGUUUAAUAUCCCGGAUAUAAUGUAUCCAUCAUUUACAGAAACGGAGAUGAAUGAAAGAGUGCUUCGAAACCAAAUCGGUGAAGUAGAUAUACACCAUGAAACAAGAUUUAUUAAGACAUUUCAAAUCAAUUCGUUCAGAUAUGUUGAUGGGUUCUACAGUUCUGUUACAACAUUUCAGGGUUUACGGUGGUAUGUCAAGGCACAAAAAUGUUCACAUGGCAAUCCAGGCUUUUAUCUAUGUCUGAAAGACACAGGCCGACGUUCAGAUAUUUUAUCAUGUCAAGUUGAUUACUCCCUGAAACUGAUCAACCAUAAAGAUGAAAAUAAAUCGGUGACAAGGCACCGUACACGUAAUUUGAACCAUUUUGAAGACCACACAGGAUGGGGAUUUGACAAUUUUAUUCAAUGGGAUAUAUUCAAAAACCAAGAAAGUGGGUUUAUCGAUUCCACCAACCACUUCAAUAUACAAUUAAUUUUGAAACUAACAGAUAUUAAAAGAGCAAAACCACGUCGUAGAAAUAAACACUAUCGUUAUCGCUAUCAGCACUAUAAUUGAUCUAUAUUUUCACUUAUCACUACAACUAACAUAUAUUUAAUAAUUCAUCACUACAACUGAUCUAUAUGUAUUAG